Messenger RNA from Maniola jurtina (meadow brown), 2267 nucleotides. RefSeq names its product neuropeptide Y receptor type 2-like (gene NGR-A10). The transcript is spliced from 3 exons. The coding region runs from base 481 to 1779 and encodes 432 amino acids. Gene Ontology annotation, molecular function: neuropeptide Y receptor activity; neuropeptide binding. Lineage: Eukaryota; Metazoa; Arthropoda; Insecta; Lepidoptera; Nymphalidae. Gene Ontology annotation, biological process: G protein-coupled receptor signaling pathway. The record is from RefSeq and is a predicted model, not a curated record. Gene Ontology annotation, cellular component: plasma membrane; neuron projection.
UCUAUUUCAAUCUAUCGUUGCGGGCGCACGGUACACUGUUCUUUGCCUCUACGCGCGAAAGAAAAAACUUGACGCUACGAAGUUUUGAAAAAGGAACACUAUCAAUUUUCUGUGCAUAUUAUGACCUCUUAAAAUUAAUUCAAAUUUCGAACUCACAUUUUGGACUUGUAAAUGUAAAAGUUUCGUGUUUUGUUUUGUUCGAAAACCAAAAGUUUCAUUGCUGAAUUGAGAUUAUUUGAUUCUCUUGAAGUUUCUUCUCUUCCAUCAGAAGAAAUAACGAUGAAUCAGUUAAGAUAACGUACAGUUGAAUUGACUGCAGAUAAGAAAAAUAUACAAUAAAUCUUCAGAAACAGUAUGAUAAUUAGUCAAUCUUUGCAAAUAAGAAAGAGAAACCAUAAAAAGUACCAACCUCACAACCAUGAUAACAUCAAUAACAAACCUCGAUGGUUUAUGAUGGUAAAUUAAUUUGAACAAAAAAUUAUGCAGAACGCAUGGUCUUCAAACGAAACUUUAUAUGAUGACAACGACACAUUCGAGAACAUUUCCCAAUAUGACAAUGUUACGGUACCGGAUCCAAUCGAAGAUAAAGCGAUUCAAGCGGCUUUCUGCACGGCGUACACAAUAAUUUUCGUAGUAGGCAUCUUCGGUAACGCUCUUGUUUGCUAUGCGGUAAUCAGAAACCGAGCCAUGCAAACUGUCACUAAUCUAUUUAUCACGAACUUGGCCUUGUCGGAUAUAUUGCUGUGUGUAUUUGCAGUCCCAUUUACUCCUCUUUAUACUUUCUUAGGUAGAUGGGUCUUCGGUGGCUUGCUCUGCCAUAUCAUGCCCUAUGCUCAAGGCUGCAGCGUCUACAUUUCCACUUUAACGCUCACCUCGAUCGCGAUCGAUAGAUUCUUCGUCAUAAUAUACCCCUUCAAACCUCGUAUGAAAAUUAAAACUUGCAUUGGACUUAUAAUUUUCAUUUGGGUCUUCUCUUUGUCUGUGACAUUUCCAUACGGCUAUUACAUGGCCCUUCAAGACAUUUUUUGUGCCGAAAAAUGGCCAUCAGAUCAAUUCCGUAAAGCUUUUGGGGCUGUGACGACGAUCAUGCAAUUUGUUAUACCAUUCAUAGUUAUGGCGUUUUGCUACACGUGUGUUAGUGUAAAAUUGAAUGAUCGACUUAAAACUAGACCGGGCAGUAAAAAUAGUAAAAAGGAAGACGCAGAAAGAGAAAGGAAAAGAAGAACAAACAGAAUGCUCAUAGCAAUGGUAGCGAUAUUUGGAUUGUCCUGGUUGCCACUGAAUUUGAUAAACAUAAGUAGCGACUUUUACUCUUUAGCUGAGGAUUGGAGGUACUACAUGGUGUUAUUUUUCGUUGCACAUUUUAUAGCAAUGUCUUCCACUUGUUACAAUCCUUUCCUGUAUGCGUGGCUCAACGAGAAUUUCCGCAAAGAAUUCAUGCAGAUUCUUCCAUGCUUAGGAGCAUUAGUCACAAAGAAGCCUAAGAGGAAUUUCAAUCAGUCUGAGAGAACGGGCAUGUACCGUUCAGAAAAGACUUGCAACGGCAACGACACUAUUCAGGAGUCACUAUUGACAUCCACCGUAACUAAACCUUCUGUUAGAUAUAAAAUAGAAUUUAAUGAGAAAUUAAAAGUCUAUGAAGACGAUGCCGAGAAUAUAAGUCCUGAUGAGAAACCAGAGGACAAUCCUAGUCCGAAUGAAGACUGCGUUAAAAUGUAUAUGUUUGUAGAUAAAUCUGUGGUUUCUUCGGAUAAGGAGCCAAUUGUAUCAGCACUUUAAAUUAUGUGGUACCCAGCUGUCACAGCUUCAGUCAAAAUUAGCGCAAAACUUAAACAGCUUUAAGCUACUUAAUUGUUUAUUGUACAAAAUAAGAAAAUGUUUAUCAAAACUUAAAUGUUGAUAGUAGAUUUAAAAAAAAAAGUUGUAAAUGUCAUUAGAGGAUCAUGUCGUUUUUGUAAUUACGAUAAUAUAAUUUAAAUUGUAAAAGUUGUAUAUAUUUAAAUUCAUAAUAUAUUUUGUGUAAAUAAAUUUAAGAAAAGCAUUUACGUCAAUAAUGUUUCUAAAGAACUUUGAGCCCAUUGUCGAAUUUGCUUUUCUUCAUGAUUAAUUAUUAAGUGUUUAAACUAUAAAAUAAAAUAUUUUAUUUGUGUAAAAUAUUUUUUUAAACCGAGAUAGGGUAUAACAUUGUAAGUUGGAGCUAAUAUUAUGUCAAUGGAUGGGAAACUUGUGCAAUUCGCUGUCAUUAAUUUAAUAAACUGUACCAAAGA